Xyrauchen texanus (razorback sucker) is the source of this 3440-nucleotide messenger RNA. It is a transcript of the gene fgd1, whose product is annotated as FYVE, RhoGEF and PH domain containing 1. Bases 168 to 3002 code for a protein of 944 amino acids. Gene Ontology annotation, biological process: cytoskeleton organization; filopodium assembly. The record is from RefSeq and is a predicted model, not a curated record. Gene Ontology annotation, cellular component: cytoplasm. Lineage: Eukaryota; Metazoa; Chordata; Actinopteri; Cypriniformes; Catostomidae. Gene Ontology annotation, molecular function: metal ion binding; guanyl-nucleotide exchange factor activity. The transcript has 17 exons.
GCGUUGGUCUCGUGCCGCUGGAUAUGCGCGUUCGCGUGGAGAGCGCAGAUCCUUCUCGCGCCAUAGGUCGUUCAGCCGGUUUUAUUUCGCAUUAAAUGUGUACAUUUGAUCUUUAUUUUGUCCUUUGAGCGGUUGGGGGGAAGUUGUGUCUCCCGUUCUGCCUUUUAAUGACUGGUUUGGUGUUUUGCUGCGCGAUGUACAUGGAUAAAACCAGUGUGCUCCGGGGCCCCUGUCUCGGAGCCCACGAGACCCCUCAGCACCUCUGCUCUGACCCUGGACCCCUGGAUUCACAGCUCUGCAAUGGCACAAGUGACAGCGGACCUCAGGAUGUCCCGCCUCCACCCCCCAAAACACGCCCACCUUUACCUGGGCCAAAGCCUCAAGUGCCCCCGAAACCACCACAUCUACAGCAGCAGUGCGCUCGACGGCCACGCACCCCAGACAAGCCCCUCCCCCCACCACCCUGCCGCCCACUCCCCGCUGACCCUCGCCAAUCACGCACCACUUUACCAAGAGCAGAUGGAAGCUCCUCCCCCACUUGUGUCCUUUCGCUCAUCGAGAAGUUUGAGAGGGAGCAGAUCAUUGUGGUGCCAGAUAUCACCGGAGGAGUGAUGUGCACCCCACGAGUCCCCGAACCGCAGGCAGCUGCAGGGGCAGUUAGUCCCCCACCCUUGGAGUUCAUCUUACCUUGCACCUCCCUUGAAGCACCACUAGAGGCGCCGCUGGCAGAAGCAGAGAAAGAAGAAAAGGACGAAACAGAGGUGGACGAAACUGAAGAAGACGACAGUGAACUCGGAGCGUCUUGCUCAGAAAAGCGACUUUCUAUGGAAUCAGGUUACGGUGCUUGUGAUAAACUGCUGGACACUAUGGAAAUAAGGGACCUUACGGCCAACCAAUCAGAAAUCCCUUCUGACCGCUUGUCCCUCCCACCGUCCCAGAUGGAUGGGAAGCUGGCCAAUAGGGAUAGUGGUAUUGACAGCAUCAGUUCGCCCUCGCACAGUGAGGAGUUGUGCUUUGUUGGGGACGAGGAUCGCAUCGGCCAUGAGAGGGACAUUUGUCCCUGCAGCCCAGGGCCCGGCCUCUCUUGUGGCUAUGUGGAGGGGCCCGAAGGAGAGGGGGCCAGUGGUGUAGAAGGAGGCAGAGACUCAGAGGGGGACAGUGAUAUGGAGGAAGGCAGCGGGGACGAAAGUGAAAUGAAUCCGAUGGCUCUACAACCUCUCCCUAAAGCUGAGAGACAGGACUCCACAGAGCUGUCAGUCCAGCAGCGAGUGUUUAACAUUGCUAAUGAGCUGCUGCAUACAGAGAAGGCUUAUGUGUCCAGACUGCACCUCCUGGAUCAGGUUUUCUGCGCUCAGCUGAUGGAGGAGGCUCGAACCCGCAGCUCUUUCCCCUCUGAGAUGGUCAUGGGCAUCUUCUCCAACAUCUGCUCUAUAUACUGCUUCCACCAGCAGUUCCUGCUGCCUGCACUGGAGAAACGCAUGGAGGAGUGGGACCUGUACCCCCGCAUCGGGGACAUCCUGCAGAAGCUGGCACCUUUCCUCAAGAUGUACGGAGAGUAUGUCAAAAACUUUGACAGAGCCAUGGAGCUGGUGAACACCUGGAUGCAACGCUCCUCUCAAUUCAAAACCAUCAUUCAUAACAUCCAGAAAGAGGAGAGGUGUGGGAAUCUUACCCUACAGCACCACAUGUUGGAGCCCGUGCAGCGAAUCCCACGUUACGAGCUGCUGCUCAAAGACUAUCUGCACCGUCUGCCAGAGGACGCGGAUGACUUCAAAGAUGCGCAGAAAUCUCUGGAGCUGAUCGCCACAGCGGCAGAACAUUCAAAUGCUGCCAUCAGAAAAAUGGAGCGCAUGAGGAAGCUGUUAAAGGUCUACGAGUUGCUCGGUGGAGAAGAGGACAUCGUUAACCCGACUAAUGAACUUAUUAAAGAGGGACACAUACUAAAACUGUCGGCCAAGAAUGGCACUUCACAGGAUCGAUACCUCAUUCUGUUCAACGAUAGGUUGUUGUACUGUGUCCCAAAACUGAGGCUGAUAGGACAGAAAUUUGGUGUCCGAGCACGGAUUGACGUUGACGGCAUGGAGCUGAAAGAGACCAACAGCAUGAAUGUAUCACGGACGUUCCUAGUGUCCGGAAAGCAACGUUCUCUAGAGCUGCAAGCAAGGACGGAGGAAGAGAAGAGAGAUUGGAUUCAGGCAAUUCAGGCCACUAUACAGAGACACGAACAGACGCUAGAAACUUUCCGAAUGAUCAACUGCUCGUUUCGUGAGGAGGACUUCACUCCUCCAAACUCUCCGAAUUGCACAGAGCUUGGAAAGCGAGCGCCCACUCCGAUCCGAGAGAAAGAGGUCACACUGUGUAUGAAGUGUCAGGAGCCGUUCAACUCUAUUACCAAACGACGACAUCACUGCAAAGCCUGUGGACAUGUGGUGUGUGGAAAGUGUUCGGAGUUCCGCGCUCGUCUGUUGUACGAUAACAACCGAGCCAACCGAGUGUGUAUAGACUGCUAUACAAUGCUGGUAGGAGUGCCGCCCUCUCCGGCCAGUCUGACCAAUAGCACACAAAGGCGUCGCUCCAUUCUAGAGAAACAGGCCUCUGUGGCAGCUGAAAACAGUGUGCUAUGUAGUUUCCUGCAUCUCAUGGAGAAGGGAAGUGGACGUGGAUGGCAAAAGGCCUGGUUUGUCAUCCCUGAAAAUGAACCAAUGGUGCUGUAUAUCUAUGGUGCUCCACAGGAUGUCAAAGCUCAGCGCAGUAUUCCCCUGAUUGGAUUUGAGGUGUCUCUACCUGAAACAAGUGACCGUCUAGAACGUCGCUACGCCUUCAAAAUGAGUCAGAGUCAUUUGACCGUUUACUUCAGUGCCGACAGUGAGGAGCUACAGCGACGCUGGAUAGAGGUUUUAUCAAGAGCUGGGAGGGGGGAGGAGUUGCAGUCAAAUGGUCCGAUUUCUGAGGCCCUCGAGGAAGAGGGGGAGGAGCUAGCGCUUGUGGGAGAAAGCACAUGAUUGGCUUAAAAAUAUGAAACACACAAACUGUACAAAUGUGACCACAGCAACAGGAUAUAGUAAACAAGAACACACACACACAUAUAACUUCUCUCUUACACACAUCUGUGUUAAUUGUCAGUUGUAAAUUGCAUGAAAAAUCUACAGGUACGUUUCAAUGUGUAUUGCUCAACUAGUGUGAGUGACCAGUGUUUGGAAAAAUCGGACAAAAGUAUGCACACUUUAAAGACAACUUAUCAGAAGACACGUGGUUAUGUGCAUCAUAUUGAGUAUCAGCUCUUUUGACGGCUAGCAUUUUCUGUGUUAAAUCGACUGUUUCUGCCAAAUGUGGAGGUGUUGUGAAGUGGCUUCUCGACUGAGGCUUCCAACUCUGCAAAAGAAGACCUGCGGGCUUUGUUUUAGCAAAGUGAGACUGUUUUACUCAUGUUAGUAUGGUGA